UAUAUAAGCGCCGCCAGGCUGACCACUCCCAUUCUCCGGGACUUUCCGAGGGGCUGUGCCACGGACGCGGUCGGGGGUGGAAAUAUAAACCGCUUUCAAGAUUUCGGGGAAAAAGGGCUCUGGCGUUUGGACGACCAUCGACUUGGGCGGCGAGUGCACCUACAGAGCCGCAGCCAUGAGCAAGCAGAACUCGUACGAUAUGUUUGUGGAGAUGGACAAGGUGGAUGGGGAGGUGGAUGUCCAGAUCAAAAAAAAGAAGAAGAUGAAGAAAAAAGAGAGACUGGAAGGCAUGAAGCGGGAGAUGGACAUUGACGACCAUGAGAUCACCAUAGAAGAGCUCGAGAUGAAAUACACCACCAGCGUCACCAAGGGCCUGACUUCCGCGAUGGCCCAGCAGGUCCUGGAACGGGACGGCCCGAACGAACUGAAACCCCCCAAGGGGACCCCCGAGUACGUCAAGUUCGCCCGGCAGCUGGCGGGGGGGCUGCAGUGCCUGAUGUGGGUCGCCGCCGUCAUCUGCUUCAUCGCCUUCGGCAUCCAAUUCGCCAAGGGUGACCUGGCCAGCGAAGACAACCUGUACCUGGCUAUCACACUGAUCGCUGUGGUGGUCGUGACUGGUUGUUUCGGUUACUACCAGGAGUUUAAAAGCACCAACAUCAUCGCCAGCUUCAAAAAUCUUGUACCACAGCAAGCCCUGGUGAUCAGAGACGGUCAGAAGAACGAGAUCAACGCCAACAUGCUGGUGGUGGGCGACCUGGUGGAGAUCAAGGGCGGAGACAGAGUGCCCGCCGACAUCCGCAUCAUCACUGGCCACGGCUGCAAGGUGGAUAACUCCUCGCUGACCGGGGAGUCCGAGCCCCAGAGCAGGACUCCGGAGUACACCCAUGAGAACCCGCUGGAGACGCGAAACAUCGCCUUCUUCUCCACCACCUGCCUGGAGGGGGUGGCCACGGGCGUGGUCAUCAACACGGGCGACCGCACCAUCAUCGGCCGCAUCGCCAGCCUGGCGUCCGGCGUGGGCAACGAGAAGACGCCCAUCGCCAUCGAGAUCGAGCACUUCGUGGACAUCAUCGCCGGCCUGGCCAUCUUCUUCGGCUUCACCUUCUUCGUGGUGGCCAUGUUCAUCGGCUACGCCUUCCUGGAGGCCAUGAUCUUCUUCAUGGCCAUCGUGGUGGCCUACGUGCCCGAGGGGCUGCUGGCCACCGUCACCGUGUGUCUGUCUCUGACGGCCAAGCGCUUGGCCAGGAAGAACUGCGUGGUGAAGAACCUGGAGGCGGUGGAGACCCUGGGCUCCACCUCCACCAUCUGCUCCGACAAGACCGGCACCCUGACCCAGAACCGCAUGACCGUGGCCCACCUGUGGUUCGACAACAUGAUCCACGCGGCUGACACCACAGAGGACCAGUCCGGGCAGAGCUUCGACCAGUCAUCGGACACGUGGCGAUCGCUGGCUCGAGUGGCGGGGCUCUGUAACAGGGCCAUCUUCAAACCCGGCCAGGACACCGUGCCCAUCCCCAAGAGAACAGUGGUGGGGGACGCCUCAGAGACAGCGCUGCUCAAAUUCACGGAGCUCACCAUCGGCAACAUCAUGGACUUCAGAGCCAGGUUCAACAAGAUCUGCGAGAUCCCCUUCAACUCCACCAACAAGUUCCAGCUGUCAGUGCAUGAGCUGGAGGACCCUCUGGACCUGCGCUACCUGCUGGUGAUGAAGGGGGCGCCAGAGAGAAUCCUGGAGCGGUGUUCCACCAUUCUGAUCAAGGGCCAGGAGCUUCCCCUGGACGAGCAGUGGAGGGAGGCCUUCCAGACGGCCUACAUGGACCUGGGUGGCCUGGGGGAGAGAGUUCUAGGUUUCUGCCACAUCUACCUGAACGAGAAGGAGUACCCGCGGAACUACCGCUUCGACACCGACGAGAUGAACUUCCCCACGUCGGGCCUGUGCUUCGCCGGGCUCAUCUCCAUGAUCGACCCGCCGCGCGCCACCGUGCCCGACGCCGUCAUGAAGUGCCGCACGGCUGGCAUCCGGGUUGUCAUGGUGACAGGAGACCACCCGAUCACAGCGAGGGCCAUCGCGGCGAACGUGGGCAUCAUCUCGGAGGGGAGCGAGACGGUGGAGGACAUCGCUAACAGGCUGCGCAUCCCGGUGGAGCAGGUCAACAAGAGGGACGCGCGUGCCUGUGUGAUCAACGGGGGGCAGCUGAAGGACAUGACCACCGAGGAGCUGGACGAGAACCUGAAGAGCCACCCGGAGAUGGUGUUCGCCCGAACCUCGCCCCAGCAGAAGCUGAUCAUCGUGGAGAGCUGCCAGCGGCUGGGGCAGUGACGGGAGCGGGUGAACGACUCGCCGCGCUGAAGCGACAUCGGCACGCAGAGCGCUGACGCUGCAAGCGCCGCCGACAUGAUCCUGCUGGACGACAACUUCGCCUCCAUCGUGACUGGCGUGGAGCAGGGCCGUCUGAUCUUUGACAACUUGAAGAAGUCCAUUGCGUACACGCUGACCAAGAACAUCCCCGAGCUCACUCCCUACCUCAUUUACAUCACCGUCAGCGUGCCUCUUCCUCUGGGCUGCAUCACCAUCCUCUUCAUCGAGCUGGCUACUGACAUUUUCCCCUCCGUGUCUCUGGCCUAUGAGAAGGCAGAGAGUGACAUCAUGCACCUGAAGCCCAGGAACCCGCGGAGGGACAGGCUGGUGAACGAGGCGCUGGCGGUCUACUCCUACUUCCAGAUCGGAGCGAUCCAGUCCUUCGCAGGCUUCACAGACUACCUCACAGCCAUGGCCCAGGAGGGCUGGUACCCUCUUCUGUGUGUGGGGCUCCGGUCUCAGUGGGAGGACACUCGCCUGCAGGACCUGCAGGACAGCUAUGGACAGGAGUGGACCUUCAGCCAGCGCCUGUACCAGGAGUACACCUGCUACACCGUCUUCUUCGUCAGUAUCGAGAUCUGCCAGAUCUCUGACGUCCUGAUCCGUAAAACCCGUCGUCUGUCUGUGUUCCAGCAGGGCUUCUUCAGGAAUAAGGUCCUGGUGACGGCCAUUGUCUUCCAGCUGUGCCUGGGUAACCUGCUGUGCUACUGCCCGGGCAUGCCCAACAUAUUCAACUUCAUGCCAAUCCGAGUGCAAUGGUGGUUUAUCCCGGUGCCUUAUGGAAUUCUAAUCUUCGUCUACGAUGAGAUCAGGAAAUUGGGGGUCAGAAGAUACCCUGGGAGCUGGUGGGACCAGGAGUUGUAUUACUGAACGAAGAGGGUGCCACAAGCAAAAAUAAGAAAGAUAUCCACAUAUUCCCAUGAAUUAAUUCAUAAAGUUAACCACAGACCCUUCUUUAUUGUUCACUGAAAUCCUCUGAUGGGACCAUUUAACUGCAACCCAGCACCUACCAGCCAUCUUAAUCCACACACAAUAACUUAGCUGUGUGACAACUGUCUUAAUGUCCUUCAUUAAUACUUCCAGUAUGCACAAAGUUAACUUUGAGGUUUUUAAAGUUCAAAAUAAGAAUCAGAAACACAGUCAGCAAGGUUCCAUUUAUUAUGUCACUAAAACGAAUGAAAACUAAAACUUAAAAUACGCCUAUGGUUACAUUGUUACAUUUAUUUCUGUCAUCACAUUAUUAGCUUUGGUUAAAGAUCUCAAAUUAACACAACUAAUGGACCUAUUCCCUUUGUGUCUCAAAAAUUCAGUCGGAUGGAAAACUGAUUGGCUGACAUUUAAAGAAAUGGAGGGAAGAACAGAACUUUGGAUUUCAUCCAAACUUGAUAGCAAUUUCACGGUAGUCUUGGGAAGAUAUCAUUUCCGAUGGGAGGUUAAAUCCACAUGGUUAGUAUGCUUACAUUGAACAGAAUUUCCCCAACAAACUUAAAAAAAUGACCAAAAAUGAAAUGUGAUUUUUCUGCAUUCUGUGACACACAUAGUGAUUGAAUGCUCUUUUAAGCGGCAUUAAAUCCACAAACAUUUAGACAAGAACUCAUUUAAGAUUUUAUAAAGACCACAGCAGGCUCAGUUAUUAUUCCCAAGAAUUGUCAUGUUUGAAACUGAAUAAAUUUCCUGUUGCCUCUUUUUGUGUUCUGAUAUUGUGUGUGAAAAAUCAGCAUCUACUUUGCCCUUUGGCCAUGUUUAGCCUCUUUCAGAUGAUUAGUGUGUGUGUGUGGAAUUACUUCUUUUUCUAGGUUUAUUCUGUAUUUUUGUUAAGUUUGACGAUGAAACAAAAGCUACUUGGCUGUAAUGUACAAAUGAGGCCGUUAAACAGUGUUUUUACAAAUAAAGUGUGUCUGAUGACUA
Anguilla rostrata (American eel) is the source of this 4267-nucleotide messenger RNA. RefSeq names its product potassium-transporting ATPase alpha chain 1-like. Lineage: Eukaryota; Metazoa; Chordata; Actinopteri; Anguilliformes; Anguillidae. Gene Ontology annotation, molecular function: P-type sodium:potassium-exchanging transporter activity; ATP binding; ATP hydrolysis activity. Gene Ontology annotation, biological process: sodium ion export across plasma membrane; proton transmembrane transport; intracellular sodium ion homeostasis. The record is from RefSeq and is a predicted model, not a curated record. Gene Ontology annotation, cellular component: plasma membrane. The transcript is spliced from 23 exons.